Iphiclides podalirius (scarce swallowtail) is the source of this 1215-nucleotide messenger RNA. The record is from the annotation of a GenBank genome assembly. NCBI's taxonomy places the organism in Eukaryota, Metazoa, Arthropoda, Insecta, Lepidoptera, Papilionidae.
AUGGAACUAAUAGUCUCCAUGCUGAAGUUUGAGUUCUGGCAAUCAGGAGACGAUGGCGUUCCAAGGUCUGACCGUGUGCCCACUUGCAGGGAGUCGGGGGUGUCGUGGGGGCGACGCGGGUGGGGUGCGCGGGGCGGCGGUGCGGGGCGCGCGGGCGGUCCCGCCGCGGCCUCGGGCGCGAGGCGGCGCGACAGGGGCGGCCAGCCGCGGAGGCCCAUGGAGAUCCUAACCAGCAUCUACGCGCUGCUCUCCGGCGGGGUGAGACGCAACCCACCACACCAGCAAGAUGUAACCACAUGGCCGAUAUACCAAGGAGUCAACCCGAAAAUUGACUCUGUGGCAUUCCGUCUCCACUGCGGAGCAACGACAGCCGCGUUGUUAGCGGCCAGUGCGGCCUUGACCACGCGCCAUCUUGUGGGCAACCCCAUAGACUGCAUACACACUAGGGACAUCCCGGAGGAUGUUCUGAACACGUACUGCUGGAUCCACUCGACCUUCACGGUGGCCGGCGAGGCCAUGGGAGGCGCUUACCCCGGGGUCAGGAGUGCCGGGACAUCCCCGCGUCGCUACGGGAAAUACUACCAGUGGGUGGCGUUCACGCUUUUCUUUCAGCUCGACGCUUGCGACGUGCCAAGUGCAGCAGUUUUACAAGCUAGGUGCGCGGCAGUUUCCUGCACGCACCUGCUUAUGUGGGUCGGUCCAACACGGCGUGUCAAUAUGACAUAUGAUGGAGCCGCACGCCGCUAUUCCUGGAUCUGGAGAGAGGACGCGUGCCCAAAUGACGUCGGAGCAAGGGCGGCGAUAUCCGAGAGGAUUUGUUCUGAUUUAGCGCACACAUUUUUUAAUGCUACCCGCGUCUUAAUAUGCGCUGAAACGCGCGCCACAGUGAGAAAUCCCGCCAAAAUAUUCGACCACUUUACACUUUCGUUUUUCGGGCUGGAUGUGCUGGGCGGGGCGAAGGUCGGUCCCGUGGCACCGCAGCGCACCACGGGCAUCACGGGCACCGUCGACCACCACGAGAGUCGAUCGAGACGGACGCCCCAGCGGCUAAUCACCGCGCGUAACCGCCGUUCAAAAAUAAAACGCCGAAUUCGAAACCGGAGCGUGGCGAAGGUUAAUGAGGGAAUAAAAAGCGCGCGUCGAAUUAGCACGCGGCGGUCACAGGCCGAAUGCGUCGGAACGCCGACUGGCAAAGAACUCGCAAAGAACUCGCAA